This is a messenger RNA of Trypanosoma brucei brucei TREU927, 579 nucleotides long. RefSeq lists its product as hypothetical. The coding region runs from base 1 to 579 and encodes 192 amino acids. Lineage: Eukaryota; Euglenozoa; Kinetoplastea; Trypanosomatida; Trypanosomatidae. The transcript has a single exon. The record is from RefSeq and is a predicted model, not a curated record.
AUGUUUUCGAGACACUCCUUGUGGGUCCCCGCCGCAUCUCAUUUUCCAAAAUUUGUGGAGCAUUUUAAUCGUUUUUUGAAAGCUUCCCCUCACAAUGUGGAGCUACAGAAAGCCCUUUGCUACAAGGAGGAGGAAACUCAACUGCUGAUAAUACAGGAUCCAAAGGCCCGUCAGCCUAUAUUUGCAAUGGCUUUCCCCUUUACUGUUACAUCUGCCCUCUGUGAUGGCUCUCGAAUGGGAUUGGGGACCUUUACUUCACUUGUCGACACCACAACGUCGCUACAUGUUGCCGCCGCACUGCUUCCCACAAAUGAUAUGCAUGUUUCGGUAAGCCUCCAGACUAAUUGUGUGCAGCCCAUCACGGCUGGGGAAAAGGUGGUGAUGAUUAGCCGCAUGGAUAAAUUCGGCAAGCGACUCGCGUUUCUCUCAGCGCGGCUUCUUCGCUUGGAUGAUGUUUACGAAAAUACCGUUGCUCCCACAGCAGGAAGAGAACUAGAAGAAUUGGAGCGUCAGCUCAGCCAAUAUCAAACGCUAGCGAACGGGACUCAUGUGAAGUGCAUUUUGACUGGAAAAUCGUGA